Messenger RNA from Hyalella azteca, 5542 nucleotides. Its product is annotated as calcium-activated chloride channel regulator 1. The record is from RefSeq and is a predicted model, not a curated record. Bases 308 to 3784 code for a protein of 1158 amino acids. The transcript is spliced from 7 exons. Lineage: Eukaryota; Metazoa; Arthropoda; Malacostraca; Amphipoda; Hyalellidae.
GGCAGCCUCAGUUUACUCCGAGCCUGUGUGGAGGUUGUAUGUACGUGCGUGAAGCUCUUGACCGCGUGAGAGAACCUUACCACCGCACGCUUGUAUGCCCUUAGGGUUUACGUUGGAGUUUAGACGCGUAUGCGAUUAGUCCCAUAACAUCAAUAACAGUGUAGGAGUACCAGACCUGACUUGUGUCGAAGGAGUUCGCGGAAACAUGCGUGAUAUUAAAUAACUUAGACGACGUUGAUCCGAACUGGUAUUUCCUAGUGUUCAUCUUUGAAUUUCAGCACUGACAUCCUUGUAUUUCUCACUGACAAUGGCUUCUCUCAAGUCGAGUUUAUUGGUAUGUUUUUUAUUACUUAUUUCGCGAUCUGUAGUGAUGUGUCGGCGACAGACUGGAGUGACACUGCGGGAGAGUGGCUACGAAGGAGUGGUAGUUGCAAUUGAAGAAGAUCUGCCGGUCUCGCUGUGCCAAGAAGUUUUGAUUGGACUAGAGGAGUCUCUGCAAGCAGCGUCGACGACCAUCAGCACGGCUACUCGUAGCUGGGCGAGCCUGCGCAGCGUGUCGGUGCUGGUACCUCGCUCGUGGACGCCAUCAGUGUGCCCGCUGCUGCUGGGGAUCACCGAGGCCGAGAAUGAGUCUUGGGACACGGCAAAUAUUCGGGUGACCACUGCACAACAUCCUCGGUACGGCAUGAGACCAUGGACCCAACAGAGCCAGGGCUGCGGCAAGCAAGGAGACUUCAUAAGAGUUGCUCAUCAGCUCCUCAAGCAGAAUACUUCGCUUGUCAAUGGCCGGCUUCUGGCCCACGAGUGGCUGCGAUAUCGCUAUGGAGUGUUCGAAGAGGUAGGAGAAGUUGGCAACCCCUUCCACCCGCCCCACUACCGCGCGCGCAACGCUCAGUGGAAGCCUAACGCUUGCGGCAACCGAAACAUCGUCGAAUCUGACUCGUCUACGUGCGACCCGAAGGAGUUAGGAUGUGACCUCGACAUCAAGCAGGAAGAUAAUCCCGGCCUCACAUCCUCUUUCAUGGCUUUUCCUCGUAUCCCAUCGGUAACCGAACUCUGCGACGAAGGCAGUCAUGACCGUUUCGUUCCGACCCGCCAUAACCUCGCGUGUGACGGGAAGAGCGUUUGGGAGGUGAUGAGAGCCAGCCAGGACUUCCAAGACUCCAGUAACAGCGAAGGCCGAGCGGUGGACAGCCUCGUCUCGCUACGCUAUCUUCACCCCCGCAACAAACGCAUUGUGCUCCUCGUCGACGACACCAACGUUAUGAACUCACAGAAACGUUGGGACUUCAUGAGGAAGGCUGUGAGGAAAGUGGUUGCUUACGACAUCCCCGAUGGCUUCCGUGUUGGCCUCGUAGUUUUCGAUAGCAAGGCGAAGGUGAAGCACUUCGUGUCUCCUCUCGUUGACAGCGAAAUCAGGGAAAAAGUUGGAUCGUCCUUGCCCCGAAAUCCAUCAGUAGUUGGAGAGACACAGAGAUGCGUCCUUUGUGGCCUGAAAGCGUCGCUCGAAUUGCUGAAGAAGAACGGCGGCAGUCAUGGUGGUAAUAUCAUUCUCGUCACAGGAGGCAGCAGUACAAUCAGUGAACAUGAUAAGCUUAAAGCUCAAAUCAUGCUGCAAGACGCCGGCGUUACUCUGAACCUUGUUAUCUAUCCUCUAAUUGAUCGUUUCCCGCUUCCUGGAAGUAACCUAGAGUAUGUAACUGCAAUUUCUGGAGGUCAGUCUUACAUCGUACCAGAUGAAGGCAUCGGUGAAGAUUCUCGCGUCGGCAUGUACUACGGUCUUUUGGACGCGCUUUACUACGCGGUAGGCAAUGUUGCAGGAUGGCGAGGUCUCCCUGUUAAAAUCCACGAGGCUGAACAUCCGGGUGGACGUUCAGGAAAGUCAGAAGGGAGUUUCCUUGUCGAUCCUUCGCUUAGCUCAAAUAUAAAUUUCGCAAUUUUCUUCUAUGAUGUAGGACAUGUUGGAAAUGUUGUCCACCUUAUCAGUCCUCAUAACCAAGUAAUCGAUACCAGCAACAUGCAAAAUGAAGAUGAGAACAUGAACAUGAUCAAGGUUCAGCUGUCAGGCAGUCAAGUUACUCCAGGUCUUUGGCGGUACUCAGUAGACAACAAAGCUGACUCCCAUCAAGGACUCUUCAUUCAAGUUACGUCAAAGCCGUACUCCCCUCAGUACGGUCAAUCCUCACAGAUAGAAGUUAGAGGCUGGACCAACCAUCCCACUGGAGAGGUCAACUCUACCGACAUUUCCAUGCCUCUUGCAAUUUUCGCUGAAGUGGUCACUGAAGCUGGACCCGUCGAAGGCGCUCGAGUUACUGCUAAUCUCACCCGGCUUGGCUUGGCAAGCAACGGAACCCUCCACAAACCUAAAGAAAUAGUUCUCUUGGACAAUGGAUUACUAGGGCCGGACAUGAUGUCGGGAGACGGAGUUUACUCUCGCUAUGUUCCCAACCUCACCACGGGCAAAUUCAGUGUAACCAUUUACGUUGAAGGAACUUUGGGCCAAUACUCGUUCGCUCGACACGUUCGACUAGGGGUGUUGAACAUCAUUUCGUCAACCCCAGAUGUUGACGCUAUUCCUCCUGCACGCGUAGUUGACCUGCGAAUGGCAUUCUUGCCUGGCACCACCAAUCAGAUUUCUUUUACUUGGACGGCUCCUGGUAAUGACUUCGACUACGGGACUGCGGAUCGCUACAUGGUAAAAGUUGGUCCGACGCCAGAUCUAGAAGAUGGCGAAUAUUCUUUCUUAGAAAAUUGGCCCGCUCCUUUGGAGGCUUCUACUAUUCAGCAACACACAAUCGAAUGGGCCAAUUAUGACACAGUCAGUUACGUUGGGAUCUACGCUGUCGACGAAGAAGGAAAUACUCCUUCCUUGAGCAACUUAGUGACCGUUUUCAUCCCAGCUCCACCCACGACCACGGCUUCAUCUCGGUUCUUCGAGUUGAUGGACUCCAACACUUCCCCAGUUCGGGAUGGCAGCGCUACUCCUUUGAUGGCUGGUACGAACUUGAAGUUGGUCAUUAUUAUUUCUGGGUGCGUCGUUGGCUUAUUAGUCGUCUGUGCGUUGACUUACUGUGCUUGCGUGGCUCAGAAGCCAAAAAAGAACAAAAAGGCAGGUGAAAUUCCUGCCACUUUCAAUGGGCAAGUUAUCAUUCCUGAUGAAAAGAAAUUCACUGACAGGACAGACUCUAAUGAGAGCAUCAAGAAAGAAUUCAUGCGUCCUGUUGAAUCCUGGUCAGCAUCCCAAUUACUGAGCAGCCACCAAGGAAACAAAAGGGGUAGCGUUUCAGCAAGAUCUGACGGUACGUCUGAUCACAGCGACUCGACCAAGAAAAGUUACACAGGAUUCUCUGCUAACAACGACUUCUACGGCAGUCCAAACCACUUCCAGUACGGCCAUGCGAUUUAUCCUGAUAGCUACCCUCCUCCAAGCACUGAUAGCUACCCAACCCCUACAGAAGGAUACCCUACUCCUUCUGAGAUGUAUCCUAACGAAGGCUAUCCUCUUCCUUCCGAAACCCGCUCUUAUGUAAGCUCACCUCCAUCCGAGUCUUUCUUGUCGGUCUCUUGCGAUUUAAUCCCCGGUACUCAUGGUCCUCCGGGCUAUUCAGCGUACCCAGGAUACGACACGACUUUGAGGUCUGGUAAAGUGCCUCCUCCAAUUCCGCCCAAGCCCAAAGUAAUGUAUUCUCCAGAACCUUAUCAAUUCGAUUCUCAGGACUCGUCUUCGGGCUCGCCUUCCAUGGCUGGCGCCGAGAAGCGGGUACGAAAUGUUACAAUGGUUUAAUAAUUGUGUAUAAAUUUUAGAGUGCGCACUCAAUGUGAGGGGCAUUACAUCGCAUCUUAAUUCGUCCCUUUGGACUGACUUUUCGACUUGAAGACGUAGUCAGUCCAACGUGAUUGUGAUUUAGGAACAUAGGCUAGGCUAUGGAAUUAAACUUACGAUGUAUUUGUCAUUCUCGAAGACAUAGGUUUAUGUUGUACAGUCUACGUCAUAUGUUAUUUCGCACGCAAAAACAUAAAUCUUCACGGUUAAAAAAUAUUAAUAAAAUAAUAAAUUGUUGAUCUCAUCGCGUAAGCGAUUCCUAUAUGCAAAAUCGCUUCAGGAGCAGCUUUGCACUGAGUUAUUGAACAAAUAUUUAUUGACACCGCGAUCAAGGCGAUGUAUAAAUAAUGUAAAUAGUAAUUGUCUUAACUCUAUGUGUAUAUCUCGACGUGCCAAGACAGAGAUGGAACCGAAAUAGAAAAGUUGUCUUCAAAAUUCGUAUGAUGCCGAUUAUAAAGUAUAAUAGACUCUCUGGAAUCCAUUAAAAAAAAUUUUUCAGAGAUCUGUCUACACUGAAGCUGGUCAACACUGAUUUUACGACUUCUGAUUGGAUUCAACCUAUGAUUUUUGGAUUAUGAUAACCUCGUAAAUUCUAAGCUAAAUUAAUCAGGUCUGUGUUUUCUCAAAAUAAUUCCCAAUUUAUGAUUUUUGGCUUAUGAUGGCCUCGUAAAUUCUAAAUUAUUCAGGUCUGUGUUUUCUCAAAAUAAUUCCAUGUAGUUCCGAUAUAUCACGUACGAAUAGCAUCAUCCUACCAGUUCUUUCUCAACCCUUAAAUGAUCAAGGCAGGACUGGAACUCAUGUUUGGCCUUCUUCACGUUCAGCUUACACUAAAGAAUGACUUGGUGGAAUCCUCAAUUUAACUUCUAGUAAAACGUCUCGGUUUGCAAGUCUUGUAAUAGUGACACCUUAUGUAUUUCAGUUAUUCAUAAUCAACAGCUUAAUAUUAAGCGAAAUGUUUCGUGAAUAAUAAGUUUUAACUCGCUUCAAUUUCCAUCUGUGAUUUGAAUGUCAUUGCAUUUUUCAAUUGCCGAUAAUAGUUCCCGUAGAUAUUAUUUCACAGAAAAAAUUGAAUGUCAUUGCAUUUCUUUGCCGAAAAUAGUUCCCGUAGAUAUUAUUUCACUGCACAAUUCUAUUGUAUUAAAAUUCCUUAUUAUUUGCAAAAUUUCAUCGUAGUCUUUUUAGUCUAAGUUGUUCGUGCAUCGAAGGCGAGCGCGUUCUAGUCACUCCGUCCUGCAGUGGUCUAUAAUCUUGAAGAACUCUGAACAAAAUACGAAUAGAUUCUUAUCGUGAGCAGUGUCUUAAGAAUAUUUCAAUUGUACUUAUGUAAAGUUUGUAGUAAUUAUAUUUGGACUGAUUCUCAAUCUGAAUUUGAUUUUUGUUGUGAAAUUAGCCUCAUCAUUUUAACGAACUUGUUUGCAUUGGAUGAUGGUAAAUAUUCAUGCACAGUUUAUUAAACGAUGUAAUUAGUACAUUUCAUGCGUGUGCUCUCACAAGAACUCUUUCAAACGAUAUUUAAUAUCAAAAUGUUAUUUGAAUUUAUAAUUCAAGUAAGUCGUUCAUAUUGGGUCUAUUAAUGAAAUCCCGUCACAAAUUUUGCAUGGUCUCUGUUCCAAUUCUAUGUGUUGUACAGUUUUGUUAUGUAUUACUGUUGUGUACGUGUGAAUACACUUUUCUACUUUCGUGUACAUUUAUAAUAAAUAAAUAAUAUUAUUGACAAUA